This is a messenger RNA of Symbiodinium natans, 4284 nucleotides long. NCBI's taxonomy places the organism in Eukaryota, Dinophyceae, Suessiales, Symbiodiniaceae. The record is from the annotation of a GenBank genome assembly.
AUGAGGCGUUUGCUCCCCGGGCUGUGCCUGGGCCUGCUCGCUGAUGGAAGGGCCGAGGCCUGUGUGGAUGAUGCAGUUUGUGGGAGUACCAGCUGGCUUCAGGAAACGUACACGCUGGGCUCCAGGCUUGCGACAGAGUCCGAGUCCAAGCAGGCGGGGCCACUGACGGACGAGCUCUAUGCAGAAGGCUUCUCAGCCGUGACGGUCCCCAUCGGCCCCGGCGUGAUCCUGUCGAUUGUCGUCUUUAUCCUGCUCCUUACAGCCCACGAAGCCUUUGUGGCUGCUGGGGCAAAGCCCCUGCUGGCAAACCACGAGAAGCCCAACAGCAUACCGUUGCAAUGCACGUUCGCCAUACACUGGCUUCUCCUGAUGGUGAACCUUUCAAUGCUUGUGCCGGUGUCUCUGGACUACGCGAUGGCCAUGGGACACUCUGCUACUGCCAGUGGACUUUUCCUCAGUGCGCCCACAGUGUUCGCACUGCUUGGCACGAUGCUGGGGAAACCCCUCACAAGCGAAGUGAACUGGGACCAGGCAUUCGCCCGACGUUUGUACCUCGGCUGCCAGGGGUUAGCCUUUGCUGGCAACUUGAUCCUUGCAUUCUUGAUGCAAGCCGCCUCCCACUGGAACGAUGCGACGAGGCAAACAUGGUUCUGGUGCUUCCUCCUUGUAAACGGCGCAAACCAAUUCUUUCAGCUCCUCCCGAGCGUAGGCUUCCAAACCAUGUGGAACAUCGUCACACCCAACAGCCAGAAGACGCUCUGGAGCAUGACCACCAUCGCCUGUCGGAAUUCCGGCUUCAUCGUAGGUCCGGUGUGCUUCGCGGCCCUCAGCUUCACGGUGCGGAGGGGGCGGGACAUUUCUCCCAUCAGCAUGAUGAGCUGGUCCUUCGUUGGCCUCGCGAUGUUUCAAGCUUUGGUGCUGACGACCGCGUCGCUUUGCUUACCGACGGAGGUCACGCCUCUGGAGGAGGAUGGAAAAGCUGCGAAGGAGGAUCAAGACAUGGAGCUGAGCCCGGAGGAUCUCCCACCAGAGUCGCGACAGGAGCUUGUGAAGAACGCCAUCGUGUACUCCUGUGAGCGGCCCUUCACCGCCGCCGCGGUCGAGGUCUCCACAAUGAUGCUCUUGGAAGUGCAAUAUGGAUGGUCGGCGGAGUUCUGCGGGGCUUCCUUCAUGUCGGUCGGCGCGGCUACUCUGGCCUCCACCAUCAUCUGCACCGUUGCGGUGAGCAGGAAGUGGAUCAGAGAAUCCUGGCUCUUCCUGGGCUCCACCUUAGUCUCCCUCUCUGGCGUCUUCCUGCUCUUCGACUGGUCGUUUUACGGGGCUUCUGGGGGUGGGUUCCUGCUCUUAGCUGACUCGUUGGUCUACGCCUUCUCGGGCGUCUCCAUGGGCAUCGCCCAGGGCUGGGCUACCCGGGCAACCAUGAAGGGCACGAGUUACGACAUCCAGACUUACCGGGUGCAGAGCAUCGCUGCAGGCUUGCUCAGCAGGUUCCUAGCCCCCAUCUUCACCCGCUUUAUCCUGGAUUUCGGCGGCCGGAACCUCUACGCCCUGGCUCAGGGUGCGAGGCACGGCCAGGAGGAAUCCAAGAAGAACGCGAACAACAACGAGCCGACACCGAACACUUACCAAGAGAAGGCCUGUGUGGAUGAUGCAGUUUGUGGGGGUACCAGCUGGCUUCAGGAAACGUACACUCUGGACUCCAGGCUUGCGACAGAGUCCGAGUCCAAGCAGGCGGGGCCACUGACGGACGAGCUCUAUGCAGAAGGCUUCUCAGCCGUGACGGUCCCCAUCGGCCCUGGCCUGAUCCUGUCGAUUGUCAUAUUCAUCCUGCUCCUUACAGCCCACGAAGCCUUUGUGGCUGCUGGGGCAAAGCCCCUGCUAGCAAACCACGAGAGGCCCAACAGCAUACCGUUGCAAUGCACGUUCGCCAUGCACUGGCUUAUAAUGAUGGUGAACCUUUCAAUGCUUGUGCCGGUGUCUCUGGACUACGCACUGGCCAUGGGACACUCUGCUACUGCCAGUGGACUUUUCCUCAGUGCGCCCAAAGUGUUCGCACUGCUUGGCACGAUGCUGGGGAAACCCCUCACAAGCGAAGUGAACUGGGACCAGGCGGCAUCCCACUGGAACGAUGCGACGAGGCAAACGUGCUUCUGGUGCUUCCUCCUUGUAAACGGCGCAAACCAAUUCUUUCAGCUCCUCCCGAGCGUAGGCUUCCAAACCAUGUGGAAUAUCGUCACGCCCAACAGCCAGAAGACGCUCUGGAGCAUGAUCGCCAUCGCGUGUCGGAACUCCGGCUUUAUUGUGGGCCCAGUGAGUUUUGCUGCUAUCAGCUUCACGGUGCGGAGGGGGCGGGACAUAUCUCCCAUCAGCAUGAUGAGCUGGUCCUUCGUUGGCCUCGCGAUGUUUCAAGCUUUGGUGCUGACGACCGCGUCGCUUUGCUUACCGACGGAGGUCACGCCUCUGGAGGAGGAUGGAAAAGCUGCGAAGGAGGAUCAAGACAUGGAGCUGAGCCCGGAGGAUCUCCCACCAGAGUCGCGACAGGAGCUUGUGAAGAACGCCAUCGUGUACUCCUAUGAGCGGACCUUCACCACCGCUGCCGUCGAGGUCUCCACGAUGAUGCUCUUGGAAGUGCAAUAUGGAUGGUCGGCGGAGUUCUGCGGGGCUGCCUUCAUGUCGGUGGGCGCGGCCACUAUGGCCGCAACCAUCAUCUCCACCGUUGCGGUGAGCAGGAAGUGGAUCAGAGAAUCCUGGCUCUUUAUGGGCUCCACCUUAGUCUCCCUCUCUGGCGUCUUCCUGCUCUUCGACUGGCCGUUUUAUGGGGCUUCUGGGGGUGGGUUCCUGCUCUUAGCUGACUCGUUGGUCUACGCCUUCUCGGGCGUCUCCAUGGGCAUCGCCCAGGGCUGGGCUACCCGGGCAACCAUGAAGGGCACGAGCUACGACAUCCAGACUUACCGGGUGCAGAGCAUCGCUGCGAGCUUGAUCAGCAAGUUCCUGGCCCCCAUCUUCACCCGCUUUAUCCUGGAUUUCGGCGGCCGGAACCUCUACGCCCUGGCUCAGGGUGCGAGGCACGGCCAGGAAUCCAAGAAGAACGCGAACAACAACGAGCCUACACCGAACACGUGCCAGGGGAAGGAGAGGGGCGAGUCCUUUGAUGGAAGUGGCAAGCUCUUCUGCCCUUGUAGCAGCCAGCUGGAAAUUGUUGGGCGGCACCAGGAGCUGGUGGCAGAAGAUGGCGGCUGUGGCGGGGUGGCCUUUGACUUCCAGGGUGUUGAAAUCCACGCCCGCUUCAACGGCACGUCCUGGGCAGAAGUGGUGAUGUCGCAGGCGGGCGCGAACCCACUGCUGUACAAAGCCAACUUCUUCAACGUAUACGUCAACUCGAACCUCACAAGUUCCUUCAACACCAGCUUCUGGAUGUCCCAGGGCAUAGUGGCCGUCCCGCUCUUCGCAGGUUUAGACCCCGAUGAAGCCUACGACGUGGUCAUUGUGAAGAAUACCGAGCCUCAGUUCAGUGAGCCCUACGUCGCCUCGAAUUUCCUCACGCUGCACGGGUUCCGAGGCUCCGAGGAGGCGCAGCUGGAAGAGGUUCCGGCGCUGCCAGAGCGGAGAAUUGAGUUCUUGGGCGACAGCAUCGCCGCCGGGUUCUGCAACAAUGCCAACCCCUGCCUGCCAAGAAAUUCGAGCAUCUGUUCCCCCAGCAACCAGUGGUUCAAUGAGUCCUGGCCGAGCUUGAUCUGCAAAGGACUCGGUGCGCAGUGUCAUACUGCAGCCUGGAGCGGACUGGGUAUGGCGGCCAACUGUUGCGGAGGAUACACUCUGAUGUCCACGGUCUGGCUUCGUACAGUGGGAAGCCUCGAGUCCUUAAACCAGCUGAUGCCCUUUCAGACUCCCGAAGACAACCUCUGGGAUUUUUCCCGAUGGGUGCCUGAUGCCGUGGUCAUCAACUUGGGCACGAACGACCACUUCCAGUGGCCUGUGGUGGUGCCUGCCUUCAAUGCAACCUAUUUGCAGCUCUUGCUGCUGGCUGCGAGGUCCUAUGGGCCCAAGACCCACUUCUUCCUGGCAUGUGGGCCCAUGACGGACGCCUACUGUGACAACGUCUUCUGGGUCAUUGACCAAGCCCGAGAAGUGCUUCCCAAGCUGAAAGUCUCCUUCCUCGACCAGCGGCCCUUUCUGAACGGCAGCUUUGGCCCGCGCUGCGGCUACCAUCCCUCAGUGGAGGUCGACUCUGCCAUGGCCGAAGCUGCAAUUCCCAUCAUUCAAGAGGCUUUGAACUGGCAGUGA